AUGCUCUCAGACCCCGUGACCAAUACCAAUCUGCUUAACGCCCGUCUCAAAUCCCUCGGCUUGUAUGCUGCCCCAACGCUCGGCGACGGCAAUUGCCUCUUCAGAGCUCUCUCCGAUCAACUCUACGGUUCCCAUGCCAAGCAUCUCGAGCUUCGUCAGGAGAUUUGCGACUUUAUCGAGAGCAGAAAGGAAGAAUAUGCCCCGUUUAUCGACGACGAAAAGGGUAUCGACGCCCAUCUCAAGACGAUGCGUCGUCCUGGGGAAUACGGUGGUCAUGUCGAACUGUCCGUUUUUGCCCGUUUGAAAAGGCGAGAUGUCAAGGUGAUCCAGCCCGAUGUCUGCUAUGUGAUUGAACACAAGCAUUUGUUCACCGACGAUGACGAACUCGAGCCAUCCACUAGCAAUGGACCGGCCCGUCGAAAGAAUCCAGAGCCCACCAGCGUUUUUGCCAUGACAGAGGGUACCAUCUAUGUUGCAUACCAUGACUGGGAGCACUUUUCUAGCGUUCGCAACAUCAAGGGUCCUCACCACGGUCUUCCGAAAAUCCAAGAGCAGCCAGCGGAGCCAGAGGAAGAAGUUGCCCAAGCAUCGAAACAGGUCAAAGUCACCAUUUCAAAGCAUAAACUCAAAGCCAUGCGGGGCAAAGUGCCUACCAAAGCGCUCCUAUCAAAGACAACUCCACCGAAGAAGACAACAUCAGCCAAGCCUGCUGCCAAAGAGGAUUCACGUGAUUCCUCUCCUUUGACGUCGCUCUCCGAGACGUCCGAGGUCUCGGGACCCCCUUCCGGUUCGGGUUCGUCUGCUCCUUCGUCACUCGCCCCCGUCACGCCCCCCGAUGGCCAUGACACGAGUGGCCAAGGGGGCAUGGAAGCUCGUUUACGCUCACGAUUAGGAGUUGACCCGGCUGCAGGAGCGCGCAGGAGUCCCAAGCGUUCGUUAGCAGAGUCAGACGCCGAUGGUGGGAGUGAAGAUCAUGAUGGAUCCGUCGAUGGUCGUCGGCUCCGUCGAAAGGGGGCCGCUUUCUCUCCAUCGGAAUACGUGAUCCCAGCGACUAGUCCCAACGAAGCCGACGAGGAUGACGAGGAGAACAAGUCGGUGCUAAAGCUGCUCGGGGAAGAAGACGACGAUUCCGACUCUUCUCUUUCUCCUCCACCACCUGACCCACGCGAAGUGGAAGCCAGUCAAGACUCGACCUAUCUCAAGCCAUCUUCCCAAGCCUCGUACAUCACUGGACCACCCAGUACCAUUGCUCCCUCCUCUCGUCCAUCUCCCUCGCCGUACGAGAGCUCGUCGCAAGAUACGACGUACAGCGAGUCCGCUUCGACCAUCGUCGUCGACUCGUCGAAACUCACGAGAAGACAACGGCGAACGCUUGGUCUGCCCAAGCACGGGAACGGAAGCGAGCGAGUGACCAAGGCGGGUAACGUUAUCGUCAUCCCGGGCGGGCGACACCCGUCACGGUUGGCGAUGCGCGCUGCUCAAGAGAGGCAAAAGUUGGUCUUGAGCAAUGAUAAAGGAGAUGAAGACAAGGACCAAGAGCUCAAAGAGUGGGAGAAGAAUGGGAGCGGACGGAAAGACGCACGCGGGUUUGUCGUUCUCAACAUCUAG
This is a messenger RNA of Serendipita indica DSM 11827, 1608 nucleotides long. Lineage: Eukaryota; Fungi; Basidiomycota; Agaricomycetes; Sebacinales; Serendipitaceae. The record is from the annotation of a GenBank genome assembly.